AUUCAGAGACAGCUGUGGGGCGGUCCCUGGGGAGGACAGCGGUCGGUGGGCGACCCGCGCGGGCGCGGUGCGCGGGGCCUGGCGGCCGGCGGCGCGCAGCGGGGGCGGGCGGAGGGCGGCGCCGCUGCAGUGCGGGGACCCGCUCGCCGUCCCCGCGUCCCCGCGUCCUCGAGCAGCUGCCUCCGGCCUCGGGCACCGCGCAUCUACAGGACUGCAGAAGACACCCCGACCAUGGCCUCCCCGUCGUGCUUCCACUCGGAGGACGAGGACUCUCUGAGAGGAUGCGAGAUGUACGUGCAGAAACAUGGCAUCCAGCAGGUGCUCAAAGAGUGCAUCGUGCACCUCUGUGUUGCCAAGCCGGACCGGCCACUGCGGUUCCUCCGGGAGCAUUUUGAGAAGCUGGAGAAGGAGGAAAACAGGCAGAUCCUGGCUCGGCAGAAGUCAAACUCACAGUGUGAUUCUCAUGAUGAGGAAAUCUCCCCAACACCUCCAAAUCCUGUGGUAAAGGCGCGUCGCCGGCGGGGCGGUGUGAGCGCUGAAGUCUACACUGAAGAAGAUGCCGUCUCCUAUGUGAGGAAGGUCAUUCCCAAGGAUUAUAAGACCAUGACUGCGCUGGCCAAGGCCAUUUCCAAGAAUGUGCUCUUUUCUCACCUGGAUGACAACGAGAGGAGUGACAUAUUUGAUGCCAUGUUUCCUGUCACUCACAUCGGUGGGGAAACAGUCAUACAGCAAGGGAACGAAGGAGAUAAUUUCUACGUGAUUGACCAAGGAGAAGUAGAUGUCUAUGUGAACGGGGAAUGGGUGACCAACAUCAGUGAGGGGGGAAGCUUCGGGGAGCUGGCUCUCAUCUACGGCACCCCCAGAGCGGCUACCGUGAAGGCCAAGACAGACCUCAAGCUCUGGGGCAUCGACCGUGACAGCUACAGGCGCAUCCUCAUGGGAAGCACACUGAGGAAACGCAAGAUGUAUGAGGAAUUCCUCAGCAAAGUCUCCAUCCUAGAGUCCCUGGAGAAGUGGGAACGCCUGACUGUCGCGGAUGCCCUGGAGCCUGUGCAGUUUGAAGAUGGAGAGAAAAUCGUUGUGCAGGGGGAGCCCGGGGAUGACUUCUACAUCAUCACAGAGGGCACCGCUUCAGUCCUCCAGCGACGAUCCCCCAAUGAGGAGUAUGUGGAAGUGGGGCGCCUCGGACCCUCUGACUACUUUGGGGAGAUCGCCCUGCUGCUGAACCGCCCCCGUGCAGCCACUGUGGUAGCCCGGGGUCCCCUCAAGUGUGUGAAGUUAGACCGGCCUCGUUUUGAGCGUGUCCUGGGCCCCUGCUCUGAGAUCCUAAAGAGAAACAUCCAGCGUUAUAACAGCUUCAUCUCCCUAACCGUCUGAGCUUGUACUGCGCCUGCACCCUUGGGGCCUCCCCGCGUGGCCCUGUGACCCAUUCCCUGUGCCAGGGGCCUGGGAGCUGCUGGUUAGUGGCUGAGUGGGGCUUCUGCCUGGCACGGAGCCUCUCCUUUCUCUGGACUCACUUUUGGAAUAAAUAACCACCUUGUGCUUUUUCAAAACAAAGGGCCAGCGGCAACGGUAUCCCCAGACCAGGGAGGUGACAGCUGGCUCCCCUACAGUGGCCCUGUGGCCUUAUCUUGGGGCUACCCUGUCCCCUCUUCAAGUCUUCUGGGAAUUCUUUUCUGAUCCCCAUACCUGAACUGGCCCUGUGUCCUGCCAGGUCUCAAGAGUGGGGACUGUGGCCACCCUUGUAGCUUUCCCCCAGAACUGGGAGUUAAUCAGAACACUGCCCCUGGUCCUUGUAAGAGUCCUGGUCUAGGCCCAGGUGUAAAACAGAUUGUGACAAAUGGAGAUGUCCUCAAAUGAGCACUCAAGCUGAGAGCAGAGACAGAGGCUGAAAGACGUUCUUGGUCCCUGCCCGCUGUCCCCAACUCUCAGAAGGACCCCCCCCCCAGGCACCCAAAUUGAUCCUAGCCCUCUUAUCCGGGAACUAAGCUAUGGCCCCAGAAAGUGAGGAGAUGGUGGCUGAGCCCACUCUACUCUCACAGCUCUUAGAAAGUCCAUUUCCGGGGAGGCUAGGCACCCUGACCUCAUGUCACGACAGUUGGCCAAGCCUGUGACCCCUUACUGGCUGGAUGCCCAGAUUGGGCAGGAAGUGUGGCUGAUGGUGGGGCUUUCCGAGCGUGAUGAGUCCGGGCUGAGUCCCCAUCUCCUGAAGAUGAGGAACCAUGGCUCUCUCGGCCUGCCUAUCAGAGACCCCAAGGGACAGCAAGGAACUCCAACUUGCUGGUUAAAGCUGUCGAUUUGAGCCUUCCCAGACUCUCUGUGUAAAGCCUGAAUCCCUGUCCCCUGGCUCCCAAAUAUCUCUCACUUGACCCCACACCCCUAAACCAUCGACAGUGGAGUAUGAUGUGAACCAGCCAGACCCGAGGGCCACAUGAGUGUCCACAACUGUUCAGUGUCCCCUGGGUGACCGGCAUGUCGUGAGACAGUGUGAUCAACCUUUACUUGCCCUGCUGUGCACGUCUAGGUGACCCUUCCAGCUGACCAUCAGUCCCCCGCUGUGUGGCCCUGGCCAUGUGUGUCUUGCUUGCACUGUGGUCUAUCUGUGGAUUCUGUGGCCCUGCUCCCCUGUUCCCUAUUUAUGUCACCAAGUGCUGCAUGAACUAUUAAAUGUACAAUGACGAA
Apodemus sylvaticus (European woodmouse) is the source of this 2682-nucleotide messenger RNA. It is a transcript of the gene Prkar1b, whose product is annotated as protein kinase cAMP-dependent type I regulatory subunit beta. The coding region runs from base 232 to 1377 and encodes 381 amino acids. Gene Ontology annotation, biological process: regulation of protein phosphorylation. The transcript is spliced from 11 exons. Gene Ontology annotation, cellular component: cAMP-dependent protein kinase complex. Gene Ontology annotation, molecular function: cAMP-dependent protein kinase regulator activity. The record is from RefSeq and is a predicted model, not a curated record. NCBI's taxonomy places the organism in Eukaryota, Metazoa, Chordata, Mammalia, Rodentia, Muridae.